AUGUUCUACAGCCACGAGAUUCUGACGAAUCGUCAGUAUGGUGUUGCGACGAUCUGGCUGGUGGCUACACUUGGCUCCAAAUCAAACCUCAAAAAGAUCACUCGCCGCGCCAUUCUCGAUGUCGACCUCCUCAAAGCAUGCAAAACCAUCACCGAGCCAGAGGUGCCUCUGGCGCUGAGGUUGCAAGGCAGCUUGUUGUUCGGUGUCUCUCGCGUCUUCCAGCAACAGUGCGGCUACGUCUUGACGGACGUGACGAGCCUAAGGGACAAUAUGAGAAGUAGGGUUGUCCUCCAGGAGAUGGAGCUGGAUCCUGAGGUGGGUAAGACGAGGCCUGAACAACUCAACCUCGCUGAAGAUCCCUACUUUAUGCCAGAAAUCGAUAUCAACUUCGACCUCUCUGCGUUUGGCUUCUCCUCCGAGGGCUCCAGCGCGUCCCAAAACGGAUCGUCCAUGCUUAGUUUGCACUCAAGCCAAAGUAGUUUGCAUUACGAUGAAGAGGCAGGAGAGCUUGGUCUUAACAUCCCAUCCCUGAGCACCCCAGCUGCUGGGAGCGGCGGCCUUGAGAUCCUUGCGGGCCUAGGAACGAGCUCCGCGGCGAAAACUGGCAGCCGAGUCGGUCGCCUUCCUUCUAUCUUCGGAGAAGAGCCCGCCAUUAUCGAUGACCCUGUGUUCGACGUCGACGACGAUGGCUUUCUCCGCCCAGCUAUGCCGCGUGGUUUUGUUGAUGAGCCUGAGCUGCCUUCCGUUGAAGCGCAAACACCACAUGGGAGCGAUACAAGAACUGGCGGCCAGCCUCGCACAGAGCAUCUAUCUGCAGCGGGAGAGGAUGAGCCAAUGCUCAACUUUGACGACGACAUGGUGGUAUUUGGUGACGAUGAACCCUCGAUCCUGCCAGCGGCUCCCCAGAUCCCUCUGACUCCAGAACCUGACGACGAGAAUACUCAACAAGACAAACGAGCCAGUUCCUCGGUCUAUCCGACGGAAGAGUCCUCUGUAACGGCAGAUGCGCUCCAGCGACCGAGACGAACCACCAAAGCAAUCCAGCCAGAUCGAGAGACAGAGUUGACCAACCGAGCUCUCAAUGAGUGGAAUCAGAACUAUCUCGGGAAUAUGGCCUUGGCUUUGCGGGCCAGACAGAGACAGUUUUCAGGUUCCAAAGCAAAGAGGAAUGCCGAGUUCUGGGUUUUCCUACAAGGCUUGGGCAAUGUCGCAUCUACGUUCGGAGUCGAGGGAGACCAGCAUCCACUUGCCGUCUUCAGCGGUCAGUCACUGUGGGAUAUGUUGAAAGGACCUGAACGGGGGACAAAAAGAGCCCGUACUCCCUCCGUAACCGAUGACGAACAACUGGAGGAAAGACGGGUCCGAGCAAGGACAACACCGCAGGAAGAAGUCGUACGCGGCGCCGAUGGCGAUGUUCACCAAUUGGCUGACGAAGACGGGCUCAUGAUACUAGGCGACGACUUUGAGAUUGAUGCUGAAGUAGGUCGACAUGCUCCUCCUUCUCUACCAGAUCAUUCGUCUGGUAUGCCAUGGAAUUUGUCUCUUGGGGGAUCUCGACAAAGCUCAAUUCGCCCACCGGGCAGCGGGCUCAUACCAAGAUUGAGUUCUAGUGUUGGAGGUCUCCCAGGUGGGUUGGAGCUCGGGCCACUACCGACUCUGAGCAGACGAGGGUCGCGCCUCACCUCCGCAAGUCCACUGUUCGGAAGAGGGGUGCCGCUUCUGUCGAGACACAGCAGCCAAGGCCCUGGGGAGGCUUCACGUCUCACGAGCAAUGAGGACGAAUUUGCAGAUCUGGACGCCCAGCUCGGUGCGGGUCUCGAUCCGGACUUCGAACUGUACGGGCCUUCCGCAACCGUUGAUACGCAAACGGCCGCGCAAAGUCAAUGGGUCGCCGCGACGUUGGAGAACGAAGCAUACAAUUUCCUCGCGUUCGUGAACACCAAGGUCCAGGAGAAAGCAGGACUUACCCACAACCGGGUGGCGGCUGAAGAGAUACCAGAGACGCAAGAGGAAGACAUCACGUUGGAUGAAUUGCUUCCACCGACACAGAACUCGGCUAUUGUGGGCGCUCAGGCGUUGCUUCACGUGCUCGCGUUAGCCACGAAGGGCUUGUUAGAAGUGUACCAGGCUGACCAUUUCGGGGAGAUCCAGAUCUCUGUGGUUAGCCAUUAA
Molecule: messenger RNA, 2172 nt
Organism: Cladophialophora carrionii CBS 160.54
Lineage: Eukaryota; Fungi; Ascomycota; Eurotiomycetes; Chaetothyriales; Herpotrichiellaceae
Exons: 4
Coding region: 1-2172 (723 amino acids)
Biological process (GO): synaptonemal complex assembly; replication-born double-strand break repair via sister chromatid exchange; mitotic sister chromatid cohesion
Cellular component (GO): synaptonemal complex; cohesin complex
Molecular function (GO): chromatin binding; protein binding
Source: RefSeq, a predicted model, not a curated record